Scylla paramamosain (green mud crab) is the source of this 4652-nucleotide messenger RNA. RefSeq names its product zinc finger protein 93-like. The record is from RefSeq and is a predicted model, not a curated record. The coding region runs from base 152 to 2578 and encodes 808 amino acids. Gene Ontology annotation, cellular component: nucleus. Gene Ontology annotation, biological process: regulation of transcription by RNA polymerase II. Lineage: Eukaryota; Metazoa; Arthropoda; Malacostraca; Decapoda; Portunidae. The transcript is spliced from 16 exons. Gene Ontology annotation, molecular function: DNA-binding transcription factor activity, RNA polymerase II-specific.
GCCUGUCCUCCCGGCUGGCCCAGUGGUGCCAACCCCCGCUGCUGACGUGGUCCCCGCCUCGCGCCACACGCGGUGCCUCUCACCACGCACGAACUGUUGGCUGCUCUGUAUAAACAUUCACUCUCACGAGGAAGAAAACCUCAAAGUUAAGAUGGGCACAAUCAAGCCCCUAGUGUCUGAAACCCUACAUCUCAUCGCGGAAUUCAUCCAGGAGGUGAGGCACGCCCCUAGGCUCCGUCAUGCCCUGCCACCAGGUCAAGGCGGGGCGGACCAGGCUGAGGGGGCAGAGUUGGUGAAUGGCCACAGUCUCACGUAUCAGCUGAGUGAGGGGGAGGCCAGCUGCAGCAUCUCAGCAUACAUCUUGAGUCUAGAAAAGUUGAUAUCCAAUCUGAAGACUAUUGUUCUCAACUUGAAGAGCAAAACAGCAUCGCCAUCCAUCAGUAAUGCCCACCAGUCUGAAGUGUCUUCUGACAAUGACAGUUCAGAGGAAUCUCAAGAAAGUCCUGGUGAGGGAGGUGAAAUUUCAGGAAGCCAGAUGUCCACCACCCCACAGUAUGCACUUCCUGCAGCAGACAUCAAAGCUUCUCUUGACAAGCAUCCAGCACUGGACACCAUUGUUGAGGAUGCUGGCAAUACCACAAGCAUGGUGCUGCCCCCAAACAGCAUCACCUCCAUUCCUUCAUCCAGCACUUUGCAAGAGAGCCUGAUUCCUGCAUCCUUUCCUGCCACCUUCACCUCAGAACACCAGCCACCACAGAUAAGAAACAUGGCAGACCCAACUCUGAUCCUUGAUGGCCCUGUGAAUGUGGAUCAGUCAUACACUGAUGCUACAAGGAACCAGGAGGAUCUAGGACAGUUUCCCUCUUGCAUUAAGUGUGGGGAGAGCCUGUCUUCUGAGGGUGAGGCAACUUCAUCAGGUGGCAAUGGAGUACUGGAUACUUGUUCCCAGUGUUCCAGUAUUGCAGAUUCUGUCUCAAAGCGCAGAAGACGAAAAACUAUGCAAGAUGACACACCUGGCCUUGAUUCAUGUGGAGUGGACAGCAAGGCAUUUGAAAGUUCAUCCAAGAAACACUCAUGUGAAAAGUGUGGAAGAGUGUUCUCCAAGUGGAAGCAUUUGUCCAUUCAUUGUACCAAGGUGCACAUGGAUGAGGAUGGUGGUGAAGCAGGAAAUUCUGAACUCAUGAGCAGCAACACCCUCCCUCUGUAUUGUUGCAAGACCUGCAACUUGGCAUGCCUCUCCGUGAACUCCUUCAACACACACAACUGCCGCUUGCCAACAGACGAUGACAACCCAGCCUCCACACUCUCAAACAGGAUCUUAAUCACUAAUGUGCUGAAGCUACACAAGCUCCGAAAGUUUGUGUGUGAGGUGUGCGGUGUAGAGUACCGGACCUUCAAGCGUAUCACAUACCACCUGCCCCGCUGCUCCCCUGGGCCUUACCCCUGCAAUGUGUGCACACUGAUGUUUGCCACGCAGAAGGAACUCAACUAUCACAAAAGGAAGAUGCACAAAGAUGAAAAGUGCUUUGUGUGUGACGAGUGUGGGAAGUCAUUCCAGCGCAGAACGUCACUACAGAAGCAUGCCAUCAACUGGCACGAGUCAAGCAGUGCUGUGGGGCCUUUCAAGUGUGACCUCUGUCCAAAAAAGUUCAUUCGCAGAAUAUACUUAACAAACCACAAGCUAAGGAUGCACGGCCUAGACAAGAAGUUCCUCUGUCAGGUUUGUGGGAAUAAGUUCAUGACUCAGAACUCCCUUAUGACCCACAUGGAGGUGCACAGUGACCAGAAGAAAUUUGAAUGUUCCUUCUGUAAAAAGAAGUUCAAGAGAAAGGAGAAGCUGAAAUACCAUGAGAGGAUACAUACUGGUGAGAGACCCUACCAGUGCCAGCUGUGUUCCCGUGGGUUUGUCAGCAAGACCAAGCUGGACGAUCACGUCAGCCGGCACCUUGGGGACCGGCGGUACCGCUGCUCCUUCUGUACCAAGACUUAUGCUGGAGCCUAUGACCUCAAACAACACAUCAGGAAGGUGCAUGACAAGCCGUGUGACAAGGUGGCUGUAACUGUUGUGGCCCCAAGCCAGACCAACACUAGCAGCAACAAUCUUACACAGGUGCAGGUUUUGGAUCCUCUAGCCAUUGCUACAGCUGCUUCAGGCCUGAAGGAGGAAGAGGUGGUGACCUGUGGAAGCAGCACCAGCUCACUCCCACAGCCUCAGGGCAGCACGUCACUACCCACACUGGAAGAAGUUGGAGGUGGCAUGGUUGGGGGUGGGCAGUACAUCACCAUGAGUGGGCAGCAAACAGUUACCAUUCCUGUGGUGGGCAGCGUGCAGGGACACAUCCCCUCCAUUGGUCAUGUGGUGCAGGUGUCGGGUUCUACUGUCCCGCUGACCGGGGUGGGAACUGCUCUUGGCACCGGAGGAACAUCAGUCCAGACAGUGCAGGCGGUGCAGACCAUACCAGGCGUCACCACUACUGAGUACUCUGUCCAGACACUCCCUCCACAGGCAGUGCAUGCCCCUCAGGGUUACAUCUUCACACAGGGUUUUGAUAUGGUUAGUGGCACAUUGCAGUACUGAAAGAACACCAAGUCACCCAAGGUUCAAAUCUUGGGGUGUUGUGGAGACUUGAGUGCUCCUGGAGUAUCAUAUCAGUUAUUAUUCUAGUCUGUCCUGUGCCAGAGAACCAGGAAUGCUAGUGAGGCCUUGAUGAAAAUAAUAAUUAAACUAUGUAUUCUAAUUUUCAACACUAUAUAUAUAUAUAUUCAUACAUAUGCAAUUUAUAAUACAUACAAAUUAUGUCUCAAUACUAUAUUAGAGAAUGGCUUCAUAAGCAGGUAGUAAAGAUCACAUCAUUUUGUCUUGGAUGAUGAAAGAAAGUACUGCUUUCUUAACAAGGUGGCUAGUACAAAAGUGUACAACAGCAAUGAGCCACACACUACUGCUGAGCCACCUUCCUCCUUGCCAUAGCAAAGAAAUAUGUACUUUAUUCUGAGAAAUCUCUCAGUUGUAGACUCAUUGGUGACAUCACCAUGCUGGCAAAUUACUCCUUCAUUUAAUGUUAAGUUUUAUUGCAUAUUUAUUUAAAUCUAGUCAGAUACUGGCAGAUUUUAUUGAAAUUUGUAAUAUGAUAUGAUGGUCUUUACUUGUAGUGCAUACUGUAGCAAUGAUUUCCACACAUGUGUUAGAGAGAUUGAACUGUGUGUUAUGAGUGGUGCAGUGGUGUGUUAGAUAUCCAUCAACCCAUCAUCACUGGAAGAUCAAGGAACACUAUGCAGGAGUUGCAGUGAGUAUAUAAUAUAGUCAUAUGAACAUUUUUAUUGUGUACUUGUACCUCAUGUUUUGUAUAAGUAUUCAAGCAGUUCAUGUUGAUUGCUUGGCUGUUUGUUAUGUGAAUCCAGGCCAUCCUGGACAGCGAAGGUCAUGAGAGUGCAAUGAACAAAGAAUGGACUUACAGAGGAGAGAUGUGGGGAUGUGAUGGUGGUAGUGAGGGACCAUCUUUUAUAUUUUUUUUUCCGUAAAUGACACUGAAUGGAUCCAUCUGCCAACAUUUGUAUGUACUAAUUGUGUGUGCAAUAUUCAUGUAAUUACACAUACUAUAAAGAGAGCCACCAGUUGUACACAUUCUUUCAUCAGCAUUCACUUGUUUAUUUUAUUUAUUUAUUUAUUUAUGUAUUUAUUAUUAUUAUAUAUUUUUUAGAUACUUUCCCCAUACUGUUUCCUCUAAAAUAAUUAUGUUACAUUGAAUACACCAUAUUAUUUAUGUGCUAAGUAUUCCUACAUUAUGGUCUGUAUUGUAUUUCAUGAAGUUCACUGCUCUUAGACAUACUGUCAGGGGUGUAACAGCAAUAAUGUGUUGUGGUAUGCUACUUUUUAAGUUUUAGAAUUCUUGUGAUGGAAAUAUUGCCUUAAGUCCAGGUAAUGUAAGAGUGGCACCAGUGGUGCAGUAUACAGUAGCAAGCACGCGUCUCCAUCAGUGACAUAACAUGAUUUGAGACGUGGCAAACACCCUUUACGAAUUUACCGAAACGUGGCGUUCGUUCUCCCUAGGCUUAUGUAGUGGAAGAAACCCAGUGGAGAUUGAAACAUUUUAUAAUCUCUUCAAAAUCUUAUAAACUGUAUCUUUGUCCAGAGUCCACAUUUCACCAAAAUUUCAUUGAAAUACAUUAGUAACUUUCUUAUGUACCUUGCAAAAAGAUAGACAGAUAGACAUACAUAAUUUCCGCCAGCUUAUUAUCUCCGCCUGUGUUGGCAGAGGUGAUGGCCCAGAUGGUAGCAUGUGGCAUGUGGGUGGCAACACUGUAAGUGCAAGUUUUCGUAACACUUACGUAACUACCAUCAGCCAGUGCCCGAUGACUUAUAGCCUUAGAGAAUGGCAACAUGGGUCUUGCAUAAAUGUGUGACGACUUCAGUGCAAGGAAAUGGCAGCACAUGUAAUGAAAAGAACAAUGUAAUACAUGUGUUACAAAUUUGUAUCACUGUUUACACGAAUGCAACAAUGACAGGGAAUAUGUAUAGCUUACACCACUAACUUAUUGUCAACUACCAUUUCCUGUCAUUUAUAGAAUCAGCAUGUCUUAAAAGGUUUGUGAGUUUUGUACAGACUCUAUAUAUACGUAUGAUAAGGAAAAAAAUAAAUUAUAUUUUGUUAAUA